AGUAAAAAAAGAGUUGGUAGAGAGGAGAAAAAAAAACUUUGUAAGAAAAUCUUGAUGUAUUUAAUAAGUACUAGUAUCGCGACUUGUAUACAUCAAUAAUCUGUGUGAGACAAUUCCAAUAUAAUAAGAUGAGAUACGAGAAGAUGGUGUGUAAUUAUGAACCCUAAUCACAACACUAAUAACCCAAGCCAAUGAUCUAUAUCAACCUCUCAUAAAACCUAAGCACAACACUAAAAACCUAUGUUAAUGAUCUAUAUGAACCUCUCAUCAAACCUAAGCACAACACUAAAAACCUAUCACAAGCUUGCACCACUCCUAACCUAUGGUUUGCAGGCUAUCUUGUUCCCUCAUUUGAUUAGACUUGUAUACACCUAUGUUAAUGAUCAUUCUCAAUAGUUUCUUCCACUAUAUCCCGUCCGUACAGUCAAAUCAUCAAGCCAAAAGAAAGAUAUCUCCAUUACCAACAGCAAAUCUCAACCCAUGCUCCACUCCUACUGAAGCGCUCUUACAAGCUUCAACACGAAAUAAGGACUACUGCUUCUGUUUCGGUUCAAACUUCAAACGACUUGCUGUUAACUUAUUGUCCAACGAUGCUUCCCGCAGCUUUACUCGUCGACACUUCCCAGCUUCCUCUCCCGCUAUAAAAAGUAAUGGCCGCUUCCUCUCCCUUUACAACACUCAGCACUGCGCUUUCUUCUUGUUGUUCUUCUCCUGCAUCCGAUCGCUCACCCUCGCUUUCUGGUAUCUCCUUGGCUUUCCAUUUCCAUAAUCAUUCCCCUUUUCUCUCCUCCAGCGCGCGCUUCUCCCCCGUCAGCCGGCCUACAGUUUCAACCAACGUCAGGUGUUUGUCAAACUCGGUGAAUCCACCAGUUGCGAUGGAGCAAGUGGUUGCUGCGAUGGAACAGGUCAAGCUGCUCACUUCAGUUAAUGAUCAACACGGAGGAGUCAUAGUGGAGCUGUCUGAACCCAUUCACCCAGGGCUCUUUGCUUCAAUGCUCAGACUUUCGAUUAGCGAAUGGAGAAAGCUGGGUAAGAAGGGGGUAUGGAUCAAACUUCCAAUUGAACUUUGCAGUCUUGUUGAAAUUGCAGUAAAGGAAGGAUUCUGGUACCAUCAUGCAGAGCCAACAUACUUGAUGCUUGUCAGUUGGCUUCCUGGAGGUGUUCACCCUCUUCCACCAAAUGCCAGCCAUAGAGUCAGCGUAGGUGCAUUUGUGAUGAAUGAGAAUAGAGAGGUGCUAGUAGUCCAAGAGAACAGUGGAGUAUUUCGAGGAACUGGAAUCUGGAAGUUCCCUACUGGCGUUGUUGAAGAGGGAGAGGACCUCUGCACAGCUGUUGUAAGGGAAGUCAAAGAGGAAACAGCUAUCGACGCAGAAUUCAUGGAGAUUUUGGCUUUCAGGCAAUCUCACAAGGCAUACUUCGAGAAGUCGGAUUUGUUCUUCCUGUGUAUGCUGCGGCCCAUCUCUGUUGACGUCCAGAGGCAGGAAGCAGAGAUAGAGGCAGCAAAGUGGAUGCCCUGGGACGAAUAUGUGGCUCAGCCAUUCGUACAAAGUACUGGAUUUGUGAAGCACAUCAGUGACAUAUGUUUGGCAAAGGUUGACGGGGACUACACUGGGUUCUCCGCGAUCCCCACUUCUUCUUCUGGUGGUCAAAUGGGCUGUGUGUACCAGAAUGCACAAGGCUUGAGAAGGUAGUACUGAGGAGUCCUUUGAGAAGGAAGAAAGAUGUCAAACUUUAGUGGUUCUACUUUAUAGAAGAUGCAGUAUUGCUUGUUGAUUGAGAGUUAUUCAUUUCGCAAUAAGUUAAUUUCAUUCUAGUUUGAAGCAGGCAGAGGGGAGAGGAUUAUGUCAUUAUAGUUUUCACUUUUCAGGAUCAUUGCAGGUUAGGGAAGGAAGAUGGAAAAGAAAAUUUGCAUUUUAGUUUGUAAGGUUGCUGGCUAUUGAUGGAUAGAUUCCGUUUAAAAUGAAAAAAAAUGGCCCAUACAAGUCUCGAACCUGUGACCUUCGCGUUAUUAGCACGACGCUCUAACCAGCUGAGCUAAUAGGCCAAUUGUUAAUAAAGAUAUAACUGAGUA
Molecule: messenger RNA, 2071 nt
Organism: Linum trigynum
Lineage: Eukaryota; Viridiplantae; Streptophyta; Magnoliopsida; Malpighiales; Linaceae
Source: the annotation of a GenBank genome assembly